AUGGAAAUAACAUAUGCAAUUGAGAUAUGGGGUUUCUUCCAGGUGGUGAACCAUGGAAUACCGCAAGAAAUAAUGGAUCUGACGAUUGAAGGCAUCAGAAGAUUCAAUGAAGAACCAGAAAUGAAGAUGAAGUUUUAUUCGCGUGAUACGAUGAAAAGUGUGCGCUCUGUUCACUUCACAUGCAUCUGCCUUGUUCUCAUGCUUUCAAGUUGCAGGGACAUAGUGUUGCAGUACUCUGAGCAUAUCAAGAAGUUAGGACAAGUUCUAUUUCGGUUGAUAUCAAUGGGACUUGGACUUCCUCCUCAUUAUCUGGAAGAUAUGGAAUGUAAUAGAGGGCAUACCUUUUUCUGCCACUACUAUCCACCAUGCCCUGAACCAAAGAGGACUGUAGGACAUGGCAAACACAGUGAUCCAGACUUUCUUACAGUACUUCUACAAGAUCACAUUGCUCAUCUCCAAUGCAAGCUUAAAAGCGCUCAGCAUAGAGUGAUUGCUAAAUGCAUAGGCCCAAGAAUCUCAGUUGCAUGCUUCUUCACAGCAUAUGUUCAGGCAUCGAAAGAGAUUUAUGAUCCUAUAAAAGAGUUGCUGACAGAUGAAAUUCCACCUUUGUACAAGGAACCCUCGGUAGAGGACUAUAUUGACUCGUUUACUCGAUAG
This is a messenger RNA of Ziziphus jujuba (common jujube), 657 nucleotides long. Its product is annotated as 1-aminocyclopropane-1-carboxylate oxidase homolog 1-like. The coding region runs from base 1 to 657 and encodes 218 amino acids. The record is from RefSeq and is a predicted model, not a curated record. The transcript has 3 exons. Lineage: Eukaryota; Viridiplantae; Streptophyta; Magnoliopsida; Rosales; Rhamnaceae.